Messenger RNA from Zygosaccharomyces rouxii, 1035 nucleotides. It is a transcript of the gene OST3, whose product is annotated as dolichyl-diphosphooligosaccharide--protein glycotransferase OST3. NCBI's taxonomy places the organism in Eukaryota, Fungi, Ascomycota, Saccharomycetes, Saccharomycetales, Saccharomycetaceae. Gene Ontology annotation, cellular component: oligosaccharyltransferase complex. Bases 1 to 1035 code for a protein of 344 amino acids. The transcript has a single exon. The record is from RefSeq and is a predicted model, not a curated record.
AUGCAAUAUCAAGUUUUACUCAGUUUAUGGUCCUUGGUAGCUGGACUGUGCAUGGCUAUUACGAAUGACAACUUACUCCAGAGGUCUCGUAAGAGUAGCGAUAAUAUCAUAGAGUUGACUGACGGUAACUAUCAGAGGAUUUUGGGUACUGGACGUAAUGCAUGGAUAAUGGUGUUUCUAACAUCAUCGUCUCCGCAAAUUGGAUGUGCAACUUGUAUCGAAGCUGCAGAUGAGUAUAAACUAUUGGCUAAAUCUUGGUUCAAGGAUCAUCCUGAAGGUGUUUCCACGGCUGGUGAAGAAGAAGCUUCCUUAUUUUUUGCCAUUUCAGAUCUAAAGGAUUCUAAGAUUCCUGAAACCUUCUCAUUUUAUGGUUUGGAACAUGUUCCUAAAUUCUUCUUAUUUGGACCAGGUGGUAAUAUUCGUGAGUACGAAACUAUAGAGCUAAUGAGUGGUGGCGGCAUGGAACGUGUUCUAGGAUUGGUGAGUGAUAUCAAGAAAAGUACCAAUAUUCCUGAUUUCAACAUUUAUCAACCAAUGAACUGGUCAUUAAUUUCCAUCGUUGCAUUCACUACGUUCUGUAUAUCUUACAUGUUCAAGAGACAUUACGAAUUAACCACAAAAAUUUUAUCGAUGAGACCACUUUGGGCCCUUGUAUGGACUUUCUUUACCAUUUUGAUGCUUGGUGGGUACAUGUUUAAUUUGAUUAGAGGUUCUCAAUUGGCAGGUGUCGGUGAAAAUGGUGAUUUGGUGUAUUUCCUACCAAACCAGUCUUCGUCUCAAUUUAGAAUUGAAACCCAAAUUACUGGUGUAAUUUACAGUGGGUUGGCAGCAGCUGUUGUUGGACUGGUGUUGGCCGUUCCUAAAUUGAAGAGUUAUUACAAGGGUACUAGUAAGUCUACCAUCGUGGAAGUUGGAUCUAGUGUCGUUUUUGCCAUCAUGGUCUACGCAUUCUUCGCAGGAUUGACAUCAAUCUAUGAAAUUAAACAACCAGGCUACCCAUACCCAUUGACUAAAGUUUCUUCCCUGUUUAAAUAG